CUUCAGGUGCUUAACCAAGAUUCAAAACUCUAUUAUUCCUCCAAACAUGGCCAGUAAAUCUCUCUCACACCUCACAUCCAUCAUCCUCACGAUCAUUUUCUUCUCUUCUCUGCAAAUCUCGAGCCUCGUUAAAGCCGAUUUCUCCCGAAACUUAAUCCCAGAAAAACACGGACUCAAACAAGAGAAGCUAAGCCACCUCCAUUUCUUCUUCCAUGACAUUGUGAGCGGGCCAAACCCUACAGCCAUCCGGGUUGCCAGAGCUCCCACCACAAACAUGUCCUCAACUGGGUUCGGUGCCGUGGUUAUGAUCGAUGAUCCGCUAACUGUGGCACCGGAAAACAAUUCGAAAAUCGUCGGAAGAGCACAAGGGAUUUAUGCUCUUGCAUCUCAGAGCGAAGCUGGUCUGUUAAUGGUUUUGAACUUUGUUUUCACGGAAGGGAAGUACAAUGGAAGCACUCUCAGUGUGUUAGGUCGCAACGCCGUGUUCUCGAAGGUGAGGGAGAUGCCUAUCGUGGAAGGAAGUGGGGUUUUCAGGUUUGCUCGUGGCUAUGCUCAGGCUAAGACUCACACCUUUAAUCUUAAAACUGGGGAUGCCGUUGUGGAAUAUAAUGUGUAUGUUUUCCAUUAUUAAUUAACAUGCAUGUUAUCAAUUUUUAUUUAUAUAUAUGUAUAUAUGGAACUGAUAUCUUAAAAACUAUCUUCCAGUUAAUCAUGAAAUAAAUUUUCAAUACUUUCAAGAAUACAAUUCCCUUCUCUUACAAAUAGGUGGGACUAUUACAUAUGGAUUUCACAUGCAUCCCAUUUUUUUGUGAGAAAAAGAAGUUGUACUUCUGAUAAUAGGAUCAUUUUUUAGUUGUUCUCAGAAAUAUAUUGAUGCCGAGAUUUUUGUAUUUUCUUUCCUUUUUCAAUUUCACUAGUUGUAAUUUUUUUCAAUUUCAAUGUCAAGAGAGAGAGAGAUGGAGAGAGAGAGAGAGAGAGAGAAUAGAAAAGAGAUUAUAUAUUUUUUCAUCUGCUACUUCUUCUCUUCUUUUGUUUAUUUGAUCAAAAAGAGAAAGAGUGUUAUUGGCUUUGGAGAAAGAGUGUUAAUGGCUUUGGCCUUGCCUAAAAUAUAUGUGU
This is a messenger RNA of Ziziphus jujuba (common jujube), 1116 nucleotides long. RefSeq names its product dirigent protein 22-like. The record is from RefSeq and is a predicted model, not a curated record. Bases 47 to 631 code for a protein of 194 amino acids. Lineage: Eukaryota; Viridiplantae; Streptophyta; Magnoliopsida; Rosales; Rhamnaceae. The transcript has a single exon.